AUGAGACUGAGAGAGCUCCAGGGAUUUUUCCGUCGCAGUCUGAUCCGCCAUGAGCCGUACGUCUGUGUGGGGAACGGACUGUGCGUCAUAGGACCAGAGACAAAGCGACGCAAGAGCUGCCCCAAAUGUCGCCACGACAAAUGUCUGGAGGUCGGGAUGAGCAAAGAUGCUAUCAAAACCGGCCGGUACUCCUACGUGAAGAAAUCGCACGACAUCCUGGAGAUGAUAGAGUACCACUUCUACAAUGUGGUGGGCCGAGAGCCCGAGGAGGAGGACAUCAAACAGUUCCAACAACCUCCCGCAAAACGACAGCGAACGAGUAGCAACAGCAACAGCAACAGCAGCAGCAGCAACAACAACAGCAAAAACAGCAACGGUAACAAGAGCAAUAACAGCAAGAACAAAACCCCGGAAUACCGCCAAGACGACAAAGAGUCGUUGUCGCGGUAUAAAGGAGGGGACGUUCUUCCGUUAGAACCAGACGCCCAGAACACUGUACUCUCCAAGUGUCAUCCGGUCAGAGAGACGCAAGGUCACGGCGGAGAGACAGAGCGGAAUUCCAGCUUCUCUGUGGGGUGUCAGCUUUCCCCAACAAAGUCGGCGGAGGGGGCUGCGAUGACGAGCUGUGCUGUGAGAGAAGUGUCUAAGCGUGAGAACUCUCCGGGUGGCUACAUGGAGGUUACAGUGUCUAGGUCAGGGGGUGAGGGGUCAAAGGACUUGGACUUCCGAAACGGAGCAGAAGCUUGUCUUCUCCCUGAAACUUCAAGCAGCAGUUCAGACGUUCAAUGUCCUCAAAGAAUGCUGGAAUGUAGGAAUCAGUUUUUGUCAGAGAGUUCAUUUGUUGAGUACGGCUUCAGCGAACCAUCUAUGGUUUUAGACAAUUCUGACGCUCACUGUGUUCCAUACACUCCCGCUGACCCUCACUGUCUGCCAUACUCGUCGCUUCAGGAGGACGCGUUGUUCCGUCAAGCCGACCCCGAGCCCUCCCCCUCCUUGACCACGCUGUCGCCGGUGUCCAACUACUCAUCCAUGUCGUCGGGUGCAUCAAGUACAGGCGUGACGUCAUGCUCUGCUUCCUUCCUCACGUUUGACUCCCCGUGGGUCGAAGCGCUCCCGACUUCAGACGACUCGCGAUACUACAGCAGCAUCUCCCCGCAGGAUUCGUUCGACGGGGCGUUCACGUUUCCCCCACAAGACAGCGCGCCGUACGCUGAAGGCAGCUACAACUACCCCCCGCCAGGCCACGAAUCGUGGGAGGAGUCAGGAGCCCCCCUCCCCCCAUCCCCAAACAGUUCUUACGACAGCGGGCGUCACACACUGUCGCCAGAAGCUCCCUUCCAAACCGGGGGCGGUCAUUUCUUCUUUUCCGAUUUCCUAGAGGGAGAGUUCCCGCCCUUCCCUAAUGACGGGAAGGGUCAAGGACAGAUGGGCUUCUACGAAUUCGACCUCCCAGACGCAGCAAUGAUGUCUGGACCGACAACAAGCGUAUCUGAACACCAGAUCAACGGUUUCAGCGAUCUAUCUCGUCAAAACAUCCUCAAAGAUCAGACGGCACCUCUUCGUUGUGCUGACAACUUCAACAAUGAACCACCAGUAGCUGCGAAGUUGACGGACACGAUCGACAGAAGCGGCGCUGAUAACACAUCCCUCCAAUGUAAUCCUAGCAGCUGUCUGGAGCCCUCUCUUGCUACAAGAGGCGGGGGUCUGGAGCGAUCACCCAUCCCUUCACUGGCUCAGGGGGAAGACAAACCGUGCACAACUCCUGUGUCCAACGCCCUGAAAAGACAGCGGCACCUCGCUUGGUCUGAUGUCAAUUUUGGAGAAGAAGGGUUGCCACACAUCGAAGAGAUCGUGCGUUUUGAGACGGGAGGACGAGCUAAAAAACCCAAAAUGUCCAACCAACUGCCCCUGAACUUUGGAGGUGAACAAACUAAUAGAACUCAAAGUGACUCUGGAAACGACAAUAAAUUAUAUCUCAACUUAGAAAGUCUGAAAUCAAACGAUACAGCGGAGAACUUUUGUUUUCAAAGUAGACCACUAGAAGCAGACGCAAUACCACAACCCUCAGUACCUCAGACGGCUUGCGCAGCGACUGAACUGCCGGCCUACAUCGAGGCCGACCCCUUCCCCCCACAGAUCAGAAACGCAAAUUGUGCAAAAAGAUCUCCCACCGUUUCCAACGUACCGUUCCUUUCCCGCAGUUCUUGCAGAAAUUCCUCGCCGAAGCCACAGUCCACAGAUACUCAAGAAAAUUUCCUAUUGCCCAAUCUCUCUCAGCCAUGUUUGGAAAAUGUCCUUCCAUCCCCUCCAUUGCCUUCCCUCUCGCAAAGAAGCUCAGACAGUUCAUCAUUCUCUUCCCCUCUGCCCUCCUCUGCCUCCCUGCCCUCCUCUUCCCCUCUGCCCUCCUCUGCCUCCCUGCCCUCCUCUCCAGCGUCCUCCCCCGCACCUCCAUCGCCACAGACUCCACUUCUGACCGCACCGUUACCUACCCAACUCUCACACAGUGCCCCCAAAACUGCCAAUGGGUUGUACUUCAUAUUCGACUCUGGCAUCUCAACACAGAAUCUAUCUCAGAACGCCACGUUGAAGGGAAGCGCCACAUCUGGGCAAUCCGUCACAGAUCUCAGACGAGGAAAUCUGGAUGACAACGAAAAACAGUUGGAAUCUGGUCAAUGUGAUGACGAUGAAUCGAGCAGGAAUUCUCCCACAAGUAUCGCUCGCCCCGUCUCGCGCGGCGGCGACGAUUACUACGAGACUUUACCCUGGUGCGAGUUCUCGGAAUGUGAGCUGGACGAAGCAUUCGAAUCUCUGAGAGUAUCGCAUGAACAUAUCGUGGUAAUCGACUCCAACCUGUUGUCAGAAGCCGACAUCGCAGAGAAAGAGGAAUCGUUUCUGGGAGUGAGAAGACUGAGAGAAGAAGUAUUCGGAAAGUGCCAGAAUCUAACGGACCGAGACCUGUACUAUAAGAUUCUCGAUGCCACUGGUAUCGACCUGGACGGACGCAAAGAGUGGAUGGAGGUGAUGGCCGGAAUUUUCAACACGAUGGUCCGAAAAACUAUCCGCUUCUUCAAGUCUGUGCCUGGCUUCCGAGAUAUCUGCCAGGCGGACAAGGUGGUCAUGUCCAAAAGCACCUUCAACGAGUACUCCGUGCUAUCGUUUUUCCGUGGACUGAACCCGAGGAAGCAGCUCAUCCUGGAUGCCGAGCACAGCGUAGUCAUCGACACUGAGUUCCUGCACAAAGUCUUCCCGGAGAUCGAGACCAGCCUCCAGGCAAUAUUUCUCAUUGCCCAACACCUCAAGAAGCUAGAGCUGAGUCUGGAGGAAAUUCUCAUCCUUAAGGCGAUCGUGAUCACCUCUUCUGACCGAGAGCAGCUGCAGGAGUAUGAGAAGGUAGACCGCCUCUACUGGCGACUGCACUGCAUGCUCCAGCUGUCUUUGCGACGUCACCACAGGCGACCCAUGGCCAGGUACGCUCGACUGAUCUCCGUCUUGACAGAGCUACGGUCCGUGGGUGCGCUCAACAGCAAGAACUUUAACCAGGCGAGCCCGGACUUCCUGAGGCUGACUCAAAGCAUCAAGGUACCGCUCUUCAUGGAGCUCAUCUGUGGAAUCAACAUGUCCUAGGAGUCCUCAAAGUAAAAUCAUCAUCCUUUUGGAGUGUCUAAUUAGAAUAGCGACAAUGUGAGAUGAUCUUGUUUAAUUAUAAUAAUGACAACGUGAAAUAAACCUUUUGGAAAGUCAAAUUAGAAUAUUGACAACGUAAAAUGAUCCUUUAAAAUUAUAUUAAAGACAACGUAAAAUAAUCCUUGGAAUGUCAAAUUAGAAUAAAUGACGACGUAAAAUUAUCCAUUUGGAAGGGAAUAAUAACCACUAAAACUAUUCUUUUGGAAUGUCAAAUUGUAAUAAUGACAAUAAACAAUUAUCCUUUUGGAAUGUCAAAUUAGAAUAACGACAACGUUAAAUUAUAAUAAUGACAACGUGAAACGAUCCGUUAGGAGUGUCAAAUCAGAAUAAUGACAAUGUACAAUUGGUCGCUUUUAAGCACAAGGGGGCUAUCCUGAAAA
Messenger RNA from Aplysia californica (California sea hare), 4064 nucleotides. Its product is annotated as flocculation protein FLO11. Gene Ontology annotation, biological process: regulation of DNA-templated transcription. The transcript is spliced from 7 exons. The record is from RefSeq and is a predicted model, not a curated record. Gene Ontology annotation, molecular function: sequence-specific DNA binding; zinc ion binding; DNA-binding transcription factor activity. The coding region runs from base 1 to 3624 and encodes 1207 amino acids. Lineage: Eukaryota; Metazoa; Mollusca; Gastropoda; Aplysiida; Aplysiidae.